Molecule: messenger RNA, 1533 nt
Organism: Anopheles cruzii
Lineage: Eukaryota; Metazoa; Arthropoda; Insecta; Diptera; Culicidae
Product: CXXC-type zinc finger protein 1-like
Exons: 4
Coding region: 39-1487 (482 amino acids)
Biological process (GO): positive regulation of DNA-templated transcription
Cellular component (GO): Set1C/COMPASS complex
Molecular function (GO): DNA binding; zinc ion binding
Source: RefSeq, a predicted model, not a curated record
UUAUUACACAGAAAUCACUGGCAAACAGGAAGUGAAUAAUGAGUGAACCGAAGAAGAGCAAAAAAUCCAAAGAGGAGAUAGCGAAAGAGUUCGACUUACCGGAGAGAAAAAGUAAGAUCGCCACAAUUCUGAAGCAAGAUGGACAAGCCUACUGUCUUUGCCGUUCUUCCGAUUCCUCUCGGUUUAUGAUCUGCUGCGAUGCGUGCGAAGAGUGGUACCACGGCGACUGCAUCAAUGUUUCGGAGAAAGAAGCAAAACAUAUAAAACACUACUACUGUCAGCGAUGCAAGGAAGACGACCCAUCGUUGCAGACAGUGUUCCGUCUUGUGCCUGUGCCAGGCCCGGGUCCACAUAUUGACGAAAAGAAGCCAACGAAGAAAAAGAGGGAAAAAUCAGCAUGCGUUUCAUCGUCGUCAGAAAAGCGUUGCGGUCAUUGCGAGGGAUGUCUCGCGGAAAACUGCGGCCAUUGUGAUGCCUGUCAAGGACAGACAAAAAAUGGACGCAAACAGCGGUGCGAGUUACGGAUCUGUAGCAACUGCCCCAGUCGUAAGAAGGACCGUGCAGCGUUUAAGGCGGCAGCAAGAAUCAAGAAACGGCGGCGCUCGCUUACGCCGGAAGUUAUUUUGAACCCUGCGCUCCAGGGAGAUCGCCAGUGCUACGGACCCGGCUGCAUCAUGACGGCUCGACCGCAAUCGAAAUACUGUUCGAACGAGUGCGGAAUGAAACUGGCCACCACCCGUAUCUUUCAGGUGCUUCCGCAACGAAUCCAAGAGUGGUCUCUUAGUCCCGCCGUGGGAGAGGAGCAGAAUAAGAAAGCGUUGGAAUCGAUACGCAUGAAGCAAACAAUAGUUCGUGCCACAUUGGCCGAACUCGACAAGCGGCAUGCUGAGCUCGACUUGCUGGUGGAGCGUGCAAAACGCUGUACGCUGGAUCCUAACGCGCUGGAAAAUACGGAUGCGGAAGACGAAAUGUCGAUGUACUGCAUAACAUGCGGUCACGAAAUACACUCAAAAACUGCCAUCCGGCACAUGGAGAAGUGUUUCAACAAAUAUGAAAGCCAGGCCAGUUUCGGCAGCAUCUUCAAGACGCGCAUCGAUGGAAACUCAAUGUUUUGUGACUUCUACAAUCCGGCCAGCAACACCUACUGCAAGCGGCUGCGCGUCCUGUGCCCGGAGCAUUGCAAAGACCCAAAAGUGAGCGAUACCGACGUGUGUGGUUGCCCUUUGGUGAAAAAUGUAUUCCAGCUGACAGGGGAAUUUUGUCGGGCACCGAAAAAGUCAUGUUUUAAGCACUACGUCUGGGAAAAGAUUCGGCGAGCUGAAAUUGACCUGGAACGCGUCAGGCAGUGGCUGAAAAUGGACGAAUUGGUCGAACAGGAGCGUCAGGUGCGCCAAGCCAUGGCGUCGCGAGCAGGCGUUCUCGGGUUAAUGUUGCACUCAACAUACAAUCACGAGCUAAUGGAAAAGCUGUGUGCGGGAAAGUUUUAGUAUAAGCGAUUCUUCGGUUACCAAUCUAGCAUCAUUUUUUGUUGGA